AUGGGAGUUUGCUGGCGUCACAUCGGGAUUGUGCUUGGCUGCUCCUUUUGUGGUAUUGCAUCCCGUGUCGCUUUGGCCGUUCGAGGCUCUCGGUACUCAAGAAGCAACAGGGAGGGGAGCAAGGAGACCGAUGUUUUUGACGGGGAGGCAAAAGAGCAGAUCAUCCGUCUCGAGGUAUUUUCUACUGACAUGCUGGUUAAUACAUCGAGCACGGGUACUGCAGACCUAUCACCAGAGACUCAACCCUCGCAAAAGUGCCUGACGACCUAUGACGAAUCUGGCAACCCAAGGGUAUGGGCUCAAUUCGACAGCAGUACAAAUGAAGAAUGA
Colletotrichum godetiae is the source of this 330-nucleotide messenger RNA. RefSeq lists its product as uncharacterized. The transcript has a single exon. Bases 1 to 330 code for a protein of 109 amino acids. The record is from RefSeq and is a predicted model, not a curated record. NCBI's taxonomy places the organism in Eukaryota, Fungi, Ascomycota, Sordariomycetes, Glomerellales, Glomerellaceae.